AGGAACUCGGAUCACGCUUGACGUCCAACGCGAAAUGGCUGACCGUUGGCGCAUGAUGACAAGCCCUUAUGGAAGCGCACAAUCCUUGUAAAGUAAAGCUACUAUCCUUUAUGGUUUGCUACACUCUUUUCAUAUUGCUACCUACAGACGGCAUCCUAUGAACGCCUUUUCGUAUGAGCUUCACCAACCCUAAACAUUAAGGCUCUUUCCACGCUUUAACGCUAGCAGGAACAAUACACUGCCAAUCUAGACUAGGAUACAUCAGAUCGUUCGUCAUUGCACUCGUGUAUUGCUGUUAGGGCAAGAUGGACGACGACGAAGACACUCUCAGCUCCAUGUCUGGAGAUUACGGAGUGGAUAUACUGCCGUCUUCGUCUGACGAUGAGGAGGACGAGGACGAGGUUGUGCUAGAGCAAGCAGACAAUGAGGAUGCGGACGACGCUGAAUCGGAAGAGGGCCAUGCCAUGCUCGGUGGUCGCGCGACGGGUCGUCUGUUUGGUAGACUACCAGAUUCCUAUCUACAGGGCACCGGCGACGCACCCAAUGCUCUGGGUCUUGUACAGGCGCCGGCGCGGGAGGAUGCACAUGCGCAGGCGGAGGAGGAGUCUACGCUAGCGUCAUGCAUGCAGUCGCCAGGUCUGCGGGCUAGGAGACCGCUGAUCGGGACAGCUAGCACACAUGACGGUGAGCGGCAGGGGAUGUCACUCUAUGAUGCGCUCAAGUCCUUGGCAGCACGACAACGACAACAGGGGCUAGGCAUGGGGGAGAACGGCGGUGGCGGCACGACAGCAGCAGUGGCAGCGGCAGCAGCAGCGGCAGCAGCAGCGGGUCCGUUCGGUCGUGGGAUAGGAGGAGGCAUGGGGGCUGUGUACGGCGGUGGCGGCACGGCAGGCUACGGUGGCGCGUACGGCGGGGGCAGCUGCAGCGGCGGCGGUGGGUUGCGACCUGCUGCCGCCACUGGCCCGCUUGGGCUGGGGGGCCUCUCUCCGAGGCAGAAGCCGCUUCGGCAGCGCAUAUCAGUAUGGAGGAUGUCAACGCCUUUAACAAGAUCUCUUCCCUCCUUCUGUGCCCGCUGUGCAAGGGCGAACUGACACCGCCGCGCAAGGUGUUACGGGGAGGUGGAGAGUGGCGCGUCGACAACUGGCUCAUCUUCUGCGCCCAGAUUCCGCCCAUGGACUGGCCGCGCUCCGUCGCCGACCUGAUGAAGCGCUACCGUGGGCACGAGUGGUGCACAUACCAGUGCAACGAGCACAUGUUCCUGACAAUGCUCCUCCGGGUGUACCACAACGUGCAUUCGCCCCCCGAGCCCAUCAUCAGCCGCAGCAACAGUGCCCCGGCUGACAUCAAGCGCCCGCGCGAUGAGGAGCCUGGCGGUGGCGGUGUCAAGGGCGGCGGCGGCGGCGAGGGCACCUCCAAUGGUUCCGGCGGCGAGGGUGGCAUCGAUGACGAGGGCGGCUUCGUCACCGGCCAUUAACGUGGUACUGGAGGACAGCGAUGUGGAGAUUAUCGAGUAGUGAG
Molecule: messenger RNA, 1518 nt
Organism: Astrephomene gubernaculifera
Lineage: Eukaryota; Viridiplantae; Chlorophyta; Chlorophyceae; Chlamydomonadales; Astrephomenaceae
Source: the annotation of a GenBank genome assembly